AUGGCGGAGAUGCUGGCGCUGGCGCUGGCCCCUCCCCCGCCGCCCCCGCCGGAGGAAGACGCGCAGCCGGCGCCGCCCCCAGAGGAUGAAGCGGACGCCCCCGAGACCGCGAAAGAGGCCAAGACGCUGGCGGGUCUGGCGCGCCAGGUGUCCAACUGGACGCUGCACUCGGACCACGAGCUGCACGCGUUCCUGAAGCAGUACUCGACCGACCUGUUCGCGCGCACGAAGGACCUGGAGGACAGCGUGCGCGACAUCGCGGCGGAGGCGGACGCGGCCCACGUCCGACUCAAGAACACGUUCAACCAGUUCCUCAUGCUCUCCAACAACCAGUUCAUCGAGAACCGCGUGUACGACGAGGAGCAGGAGGAUUUCUUCGGCGUCGAGAGCGGCCAGGCUGGCGCGGAGAAGGCGGAGGACAAGGACAAGGAGAAAGAGAAGGACAAGGAGCAAGCGGACGCCACCGCCAGCGCGGCUUCAGCUGCUGCAGAGAGCAAGGAGGGAGUGGCCAAGGCGGCGGCCGAGUCUAUCGUGAACAAGUACAGAUCGGCGCUGGACACGGGCAUGGAGGCCAUGAAGCUGUUCGUGAUGAUGGACGACGAGGACGACGACAAGAGCGAGACGCCGUCCCAGUUCGACACGGUGCUGGACAUCUACAACGAGCGCCCGCUGCCCUUCAUCAUCGGCACGAGGGAGUUCUUGGAGGACGAGACGCUCGGAUUGGGUGCGGCGCCGGAGGAUUACUCCGACAGCGACAGCGACUCGAGCUACGGCUCGUCGUACAGCAGCUCAGACUCCGCCUCGGACUCGGACUCGGCGUCAGACGCCUCCCCGGCGCCGAGAGAGAAGAGACACUCGUCGCGUUCUCGAUCGCGCUACCGGUCGAGUUCGGAGGAGUCGGAUGAGUCAUCGGUGGCGGCUCCACCGCCGCGAAGACGCGCGGACUCGGACGAGAGCGACACCAGCGGGCUGUUUGGUCGUCCGCCGGCGGUUGAGCCGCCGCGACGCCGCGCGGACUCGGAUGAGAGUGACACGAGCGGACUGUUUGGCCACCCGUCGGCUCCGGAAUCAGCCCCUCGUCUUCCUAGAGCGUCUUCUACGCGCAGUUCUCGUCGUGGCCAGGUGUUUGACGACGACGACGACGACGACGACGACAGCGAUAGCGACAGCGACAGUGAAGCUGAAUUGACGACAACUAGUGGCCUAUUUGGUCGGCCGUCCAGCGCCCCCAAAGACACGAAGAAGUCUCCUUCUCGAUCGCGCUACCGGUUGAGCUCGGAGGAGUCGGAUGAGUCAUCGGUGGCGGCUCCACCGCCGCGAAGACGCGCGGACUCGGACGAGAGCGACACCAGCGGGCUGUUUGGUCGUCCGCCGGCGGUUGAGCCGCCGCGACGCCGCGCGGACUCGGAUGAGAGUGACACAAGCGGACUGUUUGGCCACCCGUCGGCUCCGGAAUCAGCCCCUCGUCUUCCUAGAGCGUCUUCUACGCGCAGUUCUCGUCGUGGCCAGGUGUUUGACGACGACGACGAUGACGACAGCGACAGCGACAGUGAAGCUGAGUCGACGACGACUAGUGGCCUAUUUGGUCGGCCGUCCAGCGCCCCCAAAGACACGAAGAAGUCUCCUGCCGGCGUUUCGGUCCUGCCGCCUCCUCAGCAGACCAGACGUCUUGAUUUCUCCGACGAUAGCAGCGAUGAUGACGAUGACGGCGGACUCUUUGGGGCCGCACCUGCAAAGCCUUCUGCACCCGCUGCGAAGCCUGUUGUGGUGCCUCCUACCGCUGCCAUCCUGCCACCUCGACGUUCGACAUAUUCUGACAGCAGCAGCGAUGAGGACAAUGGCGACGGCGGCUUGUUUGGCGCAAAAUCGAAAGCUGCUCCUGUCGCAGCGACACCAGUUCCUGUAUCAGCUCCUCGGCCGCAGCCAGUUCAACGUCCUCCACAAAGCGGACUCUUUGGUGAAGGUGACAGCGAUGAUAGUGAUGACAGUGACGGUGGUGGUCUGUUUGGUGCGAGCAAGCCCACUGCUGCUGCAAAACCACCUCCUGUAACUGCCGCUAGACCACCACCAGUGGUUACGCACAACGUCAGUGACAGUGAUAGUGAUGACGACGACGGCGGCUUAUUCGGCAUUCCACAAUCAGCUAAGCCUGUUACGGCUGCGCCUGUUGCUGCACCUGCAUCACCUUCACCUCAAGUUCGACAGUUUCAAGUGCUCAGUGCUUCUAGCGACUCGGACGAUGGAGGGUUGUUCGGAGGCCCUCCCGUGCGAACCGCACCAACACCAGCGACAAUUGUACCAACUGCGUCGCCACCCCCCAUCCCCGCACCAACUCCUGCGGUGGCUACUACGGUGCCACCGACUCGACCUCUGAUUACCCGCCAAAUAUCGUCGGAUGAUGACAGUGACGACUGGAGCGACGACGAUGGCGGCCUCUUUGGCGCAGCUACAUCGAAACCUGCUACUACAAAACCCGUCGCAGCCCCAAUGCCCGCAACAACCAGCACCCCGGCGCCAGCCCCAUCUCAACCUGCCGCACAGUCGGGCUCACUCUUCGAACCUCCAGCAGGCACUGCUGGACCGGCUGUUCACCCCCAGAUCCCGAGCGCUGCUGCACGAAUGCGCGUCGCCGAAUCCGAGUCGGACUCGGACUCGGACUCGGACUGGGAUGGGGACGGCGGCCUCUUUGGGCCCCCAAACAAAUAA
Molecule: messenger RNA, 2706 nt
Organism: Phytophthora sojae
Lineage: Eukaryota; Oomycota; Peronosporomycetes; Peronosporales; Peronosporaceae
Exons: 1
Coding region: 1-2706 (901 amino acids)
Source: RefSeq, a predicted model, not a curated record